Tigriopus californicus is the source of this 6043-nucleotide messenger RNA. It is a transcript of the gene eag, whose product is annotated as potassium voltage-gated channel protein eag-like. NCBI's taxonomy places the organism in Eukaryota, Metazoa, Arthropoda, Copepoda, Harpacticoida, Harpacticidae. The transcript is spliced from 14 exons. Gene Ontology annotation, molecular function: voltage-gated potassium channel activity. Gene Ontology annotation, biological process: regulation of membrane potential; potassium ion transmembrane transport. The record is from RefSeq and is a predicted model, not a curated record. Bases 1374 to 4469 code for a protein of 1031 amino acids. Gene Ontology annotation, cellular component: membrane.
UAAAGACCGACUUUGGCUCGCUCACCUUCCCUAGCAGAGACAUCAAGGUGGCCACCUACCUUUUCCAGGGGAACGAAUAAGGGUGGGAGUGUGUGUGUGUGUGUAACGGUGCAUGUGUGGAAGAGUGGAUGUGCGUGCUUCGGAGUCUACUGGGCAUUUGUUUAGCAAGAAGCUCCAUUCUAUUCCGCUUCGUUUGCAAGCGUAUAGAAGCGGAUCCACGAAUGUGGAGCAGUGCCUGGCUGGCGUACGUACGUAGUUGUGAACUAGUCGAUCGGGUGAGGAAACAAGAAGACCGUGCGUGCAGCCUUCACUUGUGAGAGCGACGACAAACCAUCCUCAGACACCAGUUCAUCUUGAAACUAUUGUCCAUUUCAAGAUCCCCGUGUGCGACAAUGCCAACAUGUUCCAUUGAGCUCGAGCUUAGUCCAAGUGGAUCAAGAGGUUUCGCAAGUGUCCUCUUUGGCAAGUUCCUCGACGGACAGACUUGACUUGAAAUGGGGAGGAUUGAAAUUGCUCCUCCUGUGCUGCUUUUCGUCCCGUUCUUUCAUGCAGUUUUUUCUGUUUUGGCGACCUUUUCGUGGAAAUCAAAUGUUGUUGCUGAGCUCCGAAAUGAAUGUCCAGCAUCGAGAAAUUCGCUGCCAACACGAACCUCGACUCGGCCACACAGACACAGUGGUGGAUCGACAACUUAGACUUUUCAGGGAGAAGCUAUAUCCAUCAUAAAAUCAAGUGACCGUGGUGUGAGGAUCCGCUCUGGUAUGUGACGUGUAAUGAAUAUCGUCGACUAGUCUCGUUAAGAAGUGCAGUAUUGCCUCUUUUUGCUGUGCUGGAAUUCACGACCAUGGCUAUUGGUGAUUCAUAUGAACCAGCAACAGCAUUAUCAACGACUCCGACCAAUAUAAGGGACAGUCAAUUUUUUCUACUCUCGGACGAAGAUAAUGAUUAUGGAUGAACCCGUCCGAGAUCCCAGGAUCAUCAUGAGCAUCUCAAUCGACAAAAGUGGAUGAUGCUCGAGACCUUCUCAACCAUAGAUCUACGUGCCAUAGUCUAUUUUGUAGUUUAUAACUUAUGAUGAGCUUUUAAGCCCAAUUACAAUUGAUGCUGGUGCGAGGCAGAGCCUUUAGUGUUUGCAUUUUCAGGGUGUGCAACUACACUAACUUUGCCAAGGUUUAAGUGGCGAUCCAUUGUGAUGCAAUACUAAGUGGUACUGCGGCAAAGGUGAUCGAUCGAUUGAUUGCUAGUGAAUCCUCAUCAAGGCCAAUCUCCAACCUACAUCCUUUCGAGUCUCCUUUCUCUGCCACAACACCAACCUUAGUGAGCUUUUCGAAGAUCUCCCUGAAAAGUAGAGAGCGACCAAGGCUUUUUGGAACAGAAUGCCAGGAGGAAGGCGGGGGUUGGUGGCCCCUCAAAACACUUUUCUGGAAAACAUUAUCAGAAGAUCAUCGCAACAGCCCGACACAAGCUUUCUCCUCGCCAAUGCCCAAAUUGUGGAUUACCCAAUGGUCUACUGCAACGAAUCGUUUUGUAAAACGUCGGGAUACAACCGAGCAGAGGUGAUGCAAAAGUCUUGCCGGGUGAGUUUCAUGUACGGAGAGCUUACCGACAAGACCACAAUCCAACAGAUCGACGAUGCCUUAGAAAACCACGAGACUGGCCAGUUCGAGAUCCUGCUGUACAAAAAGAAUCGAACUCCACUAUGGCUUUUCCUACAAAUUUCCCCGGUCAAGAACGAACGGGACGUGGUGGUUCUGUUCUUGUGUACAUUCCGAGAUAUCACCGCCCUCAAACAGCCCAUCGAAGAGGACUCGAAAGAUCCCCUAUUUUCAGGAGGACUGAGCAAGUUUGCCAAGUUGGCAAGAUCCGUCACACGUUCCAGAUCAGCUUUAGCCUCUCAACUAUCCAACCAGGUGGCCAAGGACACGAGCAAACAAUCCAAUCUAACACAGCUGAUGAGCCUGGGCGCGGAUAUCAUGCCCCAGUAUCGUCAAGAGGCUCCCAAAACGCCGCCACAUAUCUUACUUCAUUACUGUGCCUUCAAGGCCAUUUGGGAUUGGAUUAUCCUCUCGUUGACCUUUUACACCGCCAUUAUGGUACCUUACAACGUGGCGUUGAAGAACAAGACCUCGGAGGACGUAUUUCUGCUCGUGGUUGAUUCCAUAGUCGAUGUGAUAUUCUUUAUUGACAUUGUACUAAACUUUCACACCACUUACGUGGGGCCUGGAGGUGAAGUCGUGUCAGAUCCCAAAGUGAUACGUCUCAACUAUCUCAAAUCAUGGUUCGUGAUAGAUCUACUCUCGUGUCUGCCUUAUGAUGUCUUCAAUGCUUUUGACCACAACGACGAUUUAUAUUCUUGCCAGACAGACAGUGAGUAUGGAACGGGUAUUGGAAGUCUCUUCAGCGCGCUCAAGGUAGUUCGUUUGCUUCGUUUGGGUCGUGUGGUUCGUAAACUGGAUCGAUACCUGGAAUACGGAGCAGCCAUGCUCAUUCUUCUCUUGUGCUUCUAUAUGCUGGUGGCCCAUUGGCUAGCUUGUAUUUGGUACUCAAUAGGCAAUUCGGAUCUCAUGAAUGGCAUCACUUAUGGAUGGCUUUACUCGUUAGCCAAUAUGAGCCGUCAGCCGUACACGCAAUACGUCGAAUAUGACCAAAAUGAUAACAACACAAUCGUCCAUUUUGAGCUUCAAGGCGGCCCAAGUCGGAAGACCAUGUAUGUAACAGCAUUGUACUACACUAUGACUUGCAUGACCAGCGUUGGAUUUGGAAACGUGGCCGCAGAAACCGACAACGAAAAGAUUUUUUCAAUUUGUAUGAUGAUCGUUGCGGCCCUGCUAUAUGCUACCAUUUUCGGUCACGUGACUACAAUUAUCCAACAAAUGACCUCGGCUACUGCCCGAUAUCACGACAUCCUCAAUUCGGUUCGAGAGUUCAUGAAGUUACACGAGGUCCCAAAAGCACUUUCGGAGCGUGUUAUGGACUACGUCGUUUCAACAUGGGCCAUGACCAAAGGGAUUGACCAAGAAAAGGUUCUGAAUUUUGCACCCAAAGACAUGAAGGCCGACAUCUGUGUUCACUUGAACCGGAAAGUUUUCAACGAGCAUCCAGCUUUUCGCCUAGCCAGUGAUGGUUGUCUCCGAGCUUUGGCCAUGCAUUUCACAAUGACCCAUUCGGCCCCUGGGGACCUGCUCUACCACACGGGAGAAAGCAUAGACAACCUCUGCUUCAUUGUGUCCGGAUCCCUUGAGGUUAUACAAGAUGAUGAAGUGGUUGCCAUUUUAGGGAAGGGUGAUGUUUUCGGCGACAGCUUCUGGAAAGAUCAAGAUGUGGGGCAAGCAGUGGCCAAUGUGAGAGCGCUUACCUAUUGUGAUCUUCACCUGGUUAAUCGUGAAAAGCUCCUGGAAGUCCUAGAUUUUUACAAAGCAUUUGCUCAGUCGUUCUCAAGGAACUUGGUGCUAACAUAUAAUCUCAGAAAUCGGUUGAUAUUCCGAAAAGUGUCAGAUGUCAAAAGGGAAAAGGAAUUGGCAGAGAGGAGGAAAAAUGAUCCAGCACUCAAUCAAACCCAGGAUCACCUUGUUAGGAAACUGUUCUCCAAGUUCAAGAAAGGUCCCAUGGGAAACUCAACGGAUCUGAGCCAUCCUCGAGAUCUCGAGCGGGGUGACAGUUUUGCUCUCACAGAUAACGGAAUGCCACCGGGUGUGGGUGGAUUGUCCAACCCAAACCAUCACAAUAAUCACCACCAGCAACAGCCAUCCAAUGGCGGUGGAAAUCUUUUGGCCAAUGCCAAGCAUCACCUCGCCAACAACAAGGUGGGCGCGAGUGACAAUUUAAAUGGUAGUAAUAGUACAGCCACCACCACCACCACCACCACCACCACCUUAUCAGUGGAUGCGUGUGAUGUGCCCGUAGUGGUGACGAAACCUUCGCCAAGAAAGGGUGGAGGCGGUUGGGCCAGACUUAAAGGCGGUGGAGGUGGAGGGAGCGGAGGAGCCGGGGGCAAACUUAAAGAGCCAGAAAAAAAGACCCCACCCAUCGAGGUCGAACCCAAGCCAAAGACCAGUGAUAGUAGAGCCAAUAGUGAGGACGAAAGUAAGAGCAACUCAGCCAUAUCCCAACACGAGUACCAUCAAAUCAUGAAGAACAUGGCCGAGUUCAAGGUGGACAUGAAACAAGAGAUUGUGUCCAUGAACAAAAAGAUCUCGAAAAUGGAAGUGCUCAUGACUGAUUUCAUUGGCAAGUUGAAUUCUGCCCUUCCAGCCGCGGCGGCCGCGGCGGCAGCCUCUGAAGAAGAACGUCAACAUCGGAGGUCUCAUGGAAAAACAAAGAACCGGGAACGCUCACGUUCCAAACACCACUCCAAUUCCAACUCGAACAUCAAACAAAUGCUUGAAGAUGAAAUCAACAGCCAGUCCCCCAAACGAGAGCAUUUUGGGGGCGGGAUCACUUAUGUUCCGGGUCAAAAGGAGGAAUUCCUCUAGUAGCUCCUUCGGGGCAGAAUCUCAGUUCUUUGAUCUUGGAUAAACCAGCCAAAUCUGUGCCUUUGGAAAUUGUACGAUCUUGACUCAGGGCCAGAAUACCCCAUCCCCAUGGCUCAGUGCAUGCAUGGAUUCUACUCUGCAAAGAAGAAGGCCGGAGAAGGAGGAAAUGCCUCAUUUGUUGACAAUGCUGAUGUGCCUUUUGUCCUUUGUGCUCGACAGAGCGUUCAUCUGACUAUCAGGGAAAAAAGCAUCCCUAGAAGAGACAUUAAAAAAAGCCCAACACUCGAACGGAUCGGUGAGCUGAAGGAAAUGCUUAAUUGCUCAUUUGGAAGAACCAAGGUUUUACUCUCUAGGCAUACAGGAGGCCCCCUGGCCGCAGAGCAAUUGCCGAGACACUCACUGUCUGGAAAACGUAUGGCCUCCCUGGAACAAUCGAUGCUCAAUUGAAUGUACAAUUAUAUUAUUAUUCAUCCUUGGGGAAGACCUUAAGUACAACAAGUACAAAAAGACUGCCCAAGAGAUCGCCUGUGAACUCAACCAGUUGCCAAGGAUAACGCCUUCGUCGUCGAGCAACUUGAAGGUUUACUUUGAUGCGAUAUCAAGAACUCCAUAUCGUGAAAAACACCAUUCCAAAAGCAAACAACGUAAUGCAUUGAUAUCGAGAGCUGUGACCAAACUUUGAAGGGAAUCGAAGAAACUUAAUAUCAUUCCGUUAAGAUGACAUUCUAUCCAAGCUUCAAAGGGAUCCGGUACUUUUACGUACGUACUUGACCCUAAUCAAACAUUUACUCAAGUAAAAGUUGUAAUUCGGAUAUCAAGUGGAGUUAUUAAUCACUCUUGAUCACUAUCCACUGAUCAAAUGGACCAGAGGCCAACAGAGAUUUUUUUAUUCACCCCUGUUGAACACGAACGAGCCGAUGAAUCGGCGUACUUUCAUGAAGGGACAAUCCUGUUGAAAUCCAAGGCCUCGAAUACUUGUGCUUGAAGGCUCUUGAUUUCAACCACGACUAGCUUCACCGAGACGAGCUCGGUAACUUUAGCCCUUGGUGAAAAAAAAACUCUCCCCUCCCCUAUUUUUCCGAAAUAAUUCAUAUUCUACCACGCCCCCUUCAUCCUUUUCACGCUAUUUCUGAAUUCAAACUAAUUGCAAUGGCGUCGGGGAAGAUAGCCACAGAGCGAUCUCGUUUUCUUAAAAGUUCGUGCUUGUUUGCGAUCAAUUGUAUUUGAAGAUUCGACCCUCUGUUUGCAUCCAAUUGACACGAAACCUUUGUAAUGCUUCAAAGUUUUGCUUGUAUUCCCCCCAUUUGACUCCAACCCCGUGUAACAACUGCAGUUCUUCCUUCUUCCUCUCGCGUUGCCCCAUUAUUCUCACUUACCUCCCUCCCGUACAAGGAAAUGAAACUUGGAAAACUGUACUACGUACAACAUAAAACGUUGUACCGAAUGCAUCGUUCUCGCUUUGUGAACAACAUGGUUUGAUUUAUGUGCAAGUAUUGUUGAAUAUUACCAUUGUCAAUCAUGUUCAGCCAAAUUCUAUGAAACGAAAAUAAUAAACAUAUUUAUCUCUUGUGAAA